AAGCGGUCCGCUGCUUAACCAGUCCUUGGUUCGAGCAAGGCCGCAAAGCAGCAGGCGACAAGCGAGGUGCGUUUUCCCGGGCGUAGAGACCGCGCGGAAAAGGUCAUAAGCAAGUUAAGAAAUUGUUAGAACAUCUCAGAAGUGAUUAAGUUAUAUUCGUGGUAUUGGAGACAUCUGCUGUUAGGCAAAGGCAUUUAUGAAACAAUGGAUGAUACAAAAACUUCACUUAAUUUUAAAGAGUACCCCGAUGCUGAGGUACAGAAAAACCAAGUACUAACUCUGGAAGAAUGGCAAGAAAAGUGGGUGGACCGCAAAAUUGCAUUUCAUCAAGAACAAGGACACCAGCUAUUAAAGAAGCAUUUGGAUAAUUUCCUUAAAGGCGAGAGUGGACUGAGAGUAUUUUUCCCUCUUUGUGGAAAAGCAGUUGAGAUGAAAUGGUUUGCAGAUCGAGGUCACAGCGUAGUUGGAGUGGAAAUCAGUGAACUUGGGAUCUGGGAAUUUUUUACGGAGCAGAACCUUUCUUACACAGAAGAGCCAAUCGUGGCAAUUCCUGGAGCCAAAGUAUUCAAGAGUUCUUCGGGGAACAUCUCACUAUACUGCUGCAACCUUUUUGAUCUUCCCAGAGCAAAUAUUGGCAAAUUUGACAGGAUUUGGGAUAGAGGAUCCUUAGUUGCUAUUAACCCAGGGGAUCGUAAACGUUAUGCAGAUAUAAUGCUGUCCCUAAUGAGAAAAGGGUUUCAGUACCUCUUGAGCGUUGUUUCUUAUGAUCCAACUAAACAUGCAGGCCCACCAUUUUAUGUUUCAGAUGCUGAAAUUAAAAGAUUGUUUGGUGCGGUGUGCAGCAGUCGGUGCCUUGAGCAGGUGGACGUGCUUGAGGAGCGACACAGAAGUUGGGGGAUUGACUCCCUUGUUGAGAAUUUGUAUCUACUUACAGAAAAGUAAAUGAGACACAAGUAAAAGCGAGUAACAUUGAGUUUUUGAGCUUUUGAGCAAAUGAAAAUUAGGCUAAGGCAUGAAAAUGUAAUGGAUGACCUUUGAAAAAAAAUUGUUUGCAUAGCAUGUCACAGAAAUGUAUGUAACUUUCUAGGGGAAAAAACAUACUGAAGUGUUAAAGUCGCUACCUUUAGAAAGGAGAGUGUGAUUGCAGUGAUAGAUUAUACCUGUGUGUUUUACUUACAAAUUGCAAUAAUUUUUUACAAUCAGCAUGUAUUACUUCUGUAAUUAAAAAAUAAAGGAGAGCCCCAACCA
Phyllostomus hastatus (greater spear-nosed bat) is the source of this 1248-nucleotide messenger RNA. RefSeq names its product thiopurine S-methyltransferase (gene TPMT). Lineage: Eukaryota; Metazoa; Chordata; Mammalia; Chiroptera; Phyllostomidae. The coding region runs from base 205 to 942 and encodes 245 amino acids. Gene Ontology annotation, molecular function: thiopurine S-methyltransferase activity. The transcript is spliced from 10 exons. The record is from RefSeq and is a predicted model, not a curated record.